AUGUCCUGGACAAGCACCCUGGGGUUUUCUGAUCGAUUGAGGACCAUCCAGUCUCUCACCACGGUCUACCAACAAGCCUCCUCAUCAGCUGCAUUUGCUGAGGCGCAAAGCCAAGCACGGCGGUAUGAGAAUGAAGCCUACAGCCAGGCCACCUCGAAGGAAGAGUAUGAUCGGAUGUGUCAACAAGCAAUUGACGCAGCAGAGACAAUGGGGUCUGUAGCCCCCAUGAUUAGCAGCCCGCUUCAAGUACAGGAGAACUUCCAGGAGCCAGAGCCAUCGGCGGACCCGUCCACCGGGGAGAGAUUUGGCCAGUAUACCUCCUGUUUUCAUCAUUUUGAUGGGCUCCAUUCCACCAUUUACAAGUCUAAAGCCGAGAAUGGCACGCUUCGAGCCAUCAAAAUCACUAUCCCGCAUCUCAUGACGGCCCCCCAUGAUGUUCACCGCGAGGCCCGAUUGCUCCGCGAAGCCCAGAGCCCGCGAGUAAUCUCGUUGAUCGAGACCUUCACGCUUGAUGAAGGGAGACUGGUCUUGGUCUUUCCGUUCCUGCGACAUGACUUUGAGCACUUACUUCGACGUGGUAUGGUGACGGCUACCCAAACGCGAUCGGUCUUGCGGGACCUGUUUGCUGCGCUAGCCCAUAUUCAUGAAAUGGGGAUCAUUCAUCGUGACAUCAAGCCAUCAAACAUCCUAAUGGAUUCUCCAAGUGGACCCGCAUAUUUGGCAGAUUUUGGGAUUUCGUGGAAAGAAGGCGAUCCGGGGUCCGAACCCUCUCGCCAGAAGAUUACCGACGUAGGCACAACCUGCUACCGACCGCCUGAAAUUUUAUUUGGGUACAAGGAGUACGGGACAACCCUCGAUCUCUGGGCCGCAGGGUGUGUCGUGGCCGAAGCGGUGACCGUGGACCACCACCAACUCUUUGAUUCGGGGCCCCUUGGGAGUGAUCUGUCGCUCAUCGCUUCAAUCUUCAAGGCACUGGGAACCCCCGACGAACAGACUUGGCCGGAAGUACGAGUACUGCCAGACUGGGGCAAAGUCGAAUUCCACCCACUCCCUGCACGAUCCUGGGAAGAUAUUUUGCCUGGAGUGUCGUCGACCAGCCGAGAUUUAGUUCAACGCUUGUUACGCUACGAGAGCAGUGCAAGGCUCUCGGCCGCCGAGGUAUGUGAUGUGAUUUGGUGGGCCAGCGACGGUAUCUCACAUUCGAAUCAUUUUCCAGGCGCUACGACAUCCAUAUUUUUCCAAGUAGAAAUGCGAACGGCACACCGUCUGGCCUCAAAAAAAUGA
Messenger RNA from Penicillium alfredii, 1284 nucleotides. Its product is annotated as putative cell division protein kinase (Ctk1). Gene Ontology annotation, cellular component: cytoplasm; nucleus. The coding region runs from base 1 to 1284 and encodes 427 amino acids. Gene Ontology annotation, molecular function: ATP binding; cyclin-dependent protein serine/threonine kinase activity. Gene Ontology annotation, biological process: protein phosphorylation. The transcript has 4 exons. NCBI's taxonomy places the organism in Eukaryota, Fungi, Ascomycota, Eurotiomycetes, Eurotiales, Aspergillaceae. The record is from RefSeq and is a predicted model, not a curated record.